CGUCUUCGGUGUGAAGAUGGCAGCGCUCGUGAAGGCGGAAGUAGAGCAGUUUAUUCCCCCCUGGAUUGUGUGACUGCCCCCUACAGACUGGAGGAGUGAGUGAACUUCACCAUGAACAACAAAGACAGCACCACAGAGUCUGAGAGCGGUGGGCAGAUGAAAGUGUUUUUGCCCAAUAAACUGUUGGAGUGUUUGCCGUGCACCUCGACGUUACCCAAAGAGAGACUGCGCUGGAACACUAAUGAGGAAAUCGCCUCCUUCCUGAUAUCAUUUGACAGACACGAGGAGUGGCUGUGCUGCAGUCUGAAGACCAGGCCACAGAACGGCUCCGUUAUCCUGUACAACCGCAAGAAAGUCAAAUACCGUAAAGAUGGAUACUGCUGGAAGAAACGGAAAGACGGGAAGACGACAAGAGAGGAUCACAUGAAGCUGAAGGUGCAGGGCAUGGAGUGUCUUUACGGUUGUUAUGUUCAUUCCUCCAUCGUCCCCACAUUCCACAGGAGAUGCUACUGGCUCCUGCAGAAUCCAGACAUUGUUCUAGUGCACUACCUGAAUGUGCCCUCACUAGAGGACAGUGUGAAGUCAUGUGGCCCGCUGUCAUGUGCACGGACCGACCGCCGCGACAGUCUGCGCUGGAGCCGAGACGAACUGCUGUCACAACUCAAACCCAUGUUCCACAGUAUGAAGUGGUCUUGUGGAGGGAACGGUUCACUGGAACUGUCAGUGGAGCAGAUGGUGCAACAGGUCCUAGAAACCCAACAGACCAAACCACAACCACGAACACACACCUGCCUAUGCGCUUCUCCCAGCUCCAACAUUCCUCACCGCUGCAACAGCACAAAACAUCGCAUCAUCUCCCCCAAACUGCCCAGCAGCUCCAUCACUUACCCCGCCCACACGGAGGUGCAGAACAUGGCCAAUGAGGGCUCAGGAGCGGAUGUCGGCCGAGAGGCAGGAUCAGGCGAUGCAUUAGUCGCUGUUGUGCCUUCAGAGAGGAAACAGUUCUCUGAAAAGCCAGAAGACCCGGGACGAGCCAUUAGUGAGGACACAGGGGGUGUGGCUUCUCCUUGCUCCGCCUCUUCGAGUCCACCGCUAACACAACGGGCAGCGACCAUUGCACUUUGUAAUGGAAACGGGUUCUAUGGUGACCAACGGGGAGGACUUGCCACCGUUGCCCUGCCGCAAAAUGCAGUCAUUGUCAUGACGACAGCAGCACCAUUGGGGUGUGGUGACGAGGAGAGAAAGAGCGAGUUGGGCACUACCAGAUUGCCGCUCACCCGUACCGGCAGGAGGCUCGUCCUGUCUCCUGUAUCGCCCAAACAGGAUGCACCCUCUCCACCAAUCACCGCCUCCCUGCUAAACCCCACCCCACCCAAUCAUGGUGUGGCCACUCUGUCGCUCACUUUACUGCCCAGCCCUGUGAUUCGAGGACUGCUCCUGACCAAGCGCAUAAUCCCAGAAGCACCAGGGACUCUCCUGCAUCCAGCAUCCCAGUCAUCCUCGCUGCUCCCAUUCGACCCAGACUCCUUCCUCAACAGCCCCAAACAGGGGCAGACCUACGGAGGACCCACCCUCAUCCCCCACAGCUCCGCCCACUCUCUUUCCGGCUCUUCCUCUCCAUCCCCGCCCCCCUCCACGUCUCCUCAGCCCCCAUUUCUCGCACAGUCUCUCUCGCCCACUUCUCCACCGUCGUCUCUGUCUUCCUUCUCUUCCGUGACAGAGAAGAAGAGCAUUCCGGGUCAUCCAGCCUCCAGCCCGCCCUCUCUGUCUCCUUCCCUUGCUUUUUCGCUCUCUCCAACUCGCUCUACUCUCGCGCUGCCUCCUUUGUGUUUGGAGUCAUCUUUAGGUCUUGAUUCGUUAACGCAACCGCUAAGUCCCUCCCUUGGUGUGCAGGAAUCUUCCAAAGCUCCUCCUACUGGAUUUGACUCUCAGGCCUUGUCCAGUCAGCUGCUGACUAAUCAGCACUUAUCUUCCCAACACAUGAACAACCAGUUGGCAUCCAUCAAUCAACUCUCAACAACCAAAAUAUCGCAAAGUCAACCCUCCCUGGAAGUCCUACCGACCAAUCAGUUGCCUCCAGAAGCAGAGAAGGCGGAUCUUAGACAGCAGCUGAUUCAGGUACAGUCUUGUCUCCUGGCAACCUACUCAACAUGCAUUCAGCAGCAGAAUUUGACCCUGCCUCCAGCCACACCCACAAGCGGACAGGUGAGUCCCAUACAGGUGAAGGAGGAGCAGUCCCUGUCCACUCAGGUGCCAUUUGAAUCAGAUGUGACUCCUAUGGACACCACACAAAGUUCUGACUCAACUCACAUAGACAAUGAGGAGGCGGGACUCACGUUUGACUCCACCUUUCCUGACCUCAUGUCUGAGCUGAAUACCGAUGAGUCCAUGAGCCACACAUCCACCCCAGACCCACCCGUUUAUCCUGUCAGGUAUAUGGUUCCACCUCAGCCGACACCAUCCACCUCGUUCCUGCCCUUCCCCCUCCUUACAAACACCCAUUCGCUCGUAUCCAGCGGCUUGCCGGAGGACCCCCAACAGCUGACCAACAUCACAGACUUCUCACCUGAGUGGUCCUACCCGGAGGGUGGAGUGAAGGUGUUGAUCACAGGUCCAUGGUCCGAAACAGAUGGCACAUACGUGUGUGUGUUCGAUCAGAGUCGAGUACCUGCUUCUCUCAUUCAGCCAGGUGUGCUGCGCUGCUACUGUCCAGCUCAUGAAGCUGGACUUGUCGCUCUGCACGUGUUGAAGGAUUGUAGCGUCGUCUCCACUUCUGUGCUGUUUGAGUAUCGCGCCCGCAACGCUUCGUCUUUACCGAGCUCACAACUGGACUGGUUAUCACUGGAUGAUAAUCAGUUCAGGAUGUCGAUUCUGGAGCGGUUGGAGCAGAUGGAGCGCAGGAUGGCAGAAAUGACCAACAACAAUCAACAACAACAACAACAACAUCAUCAUCAUCAUCAUCAUCAUCAUCCCACACCUCGAUUAACACCUGAAAACCAGUUGGGUCUGUGGUUCGAGUGCAGGAUCGUGGUGUUGUGUGAGCGGAUGAUGUCGAGCGGUCGGUGGGUUCGAGACUCGGAGAUAGAGAGACUCACACACUCUAUCAGACACAGAGGAAUGACACUACUGCACCUCGCCGCUGCGCAGGGAUACACACAACUCAUAUACACACUCAUACACUGGAGGAGCAUCAGUGUGAACAGUUUAGAUCUGGAACAAGAGGUGGAUCCACUGAACGUUGAUCAUUUCUCCUGCACACCUCUGAUGUGGGCGUGUGCUCUGGGUCAUCAGGCGGCUGCAGUGUUGUUGUACAGAUGGAGUAGUGCCGCUCUGGGCAUUCCUGAUUUUCUCGGUCGACUGCCGCUGGCGGUGGCACAUUCACGUGGACACACACGCCUGGCACGCUGUCUGGAGGAGUUGCACACACACUCUCGGACACAACAACACACACACGACAUGUACUCGCCGCCGUACAGACCCCUCUCACCACUGUCCAGCAGCUCGGACACAGGUUUGAGUUCGUCCAGUAGCAUCCCCUCUCCCAGUGACCCGCCCUCACCCUCCCCUAGCUCUGCCUACUCCAGCAGUUCGGUUCCUGACCCCAUGGACUCCUCGUCCUCCCCCUCUUCCCCUGUCUCUGUCCCUCCUCCCGCCGGUUCCACCAACUCGCUCUUCCUGAUGGAUUACGAGGCUGUGAGUCCCCCCGCGCCGCCCCCCACACACACAGACACGCUCUCUCUGCACUGUGAACUCGCCGACGAGCUGCUCAACUACAGCGAGAAUGCCGAGAACGAAGAUUACCUGUCCGCUGAAGUCUUACAGGUUGACAUGGCAACACUGGCUGAGCAGAUCAUCGAGGCCACGCCUGAGCGAAUCAAACAGGAGAGGUUUAAUCGGGGGGCGGAGUCACCGCUCCGAGAGAGGUGGGACAAUCCUGCCAUUCAUGACAGCAUGCCCUGGCUCGCUACAUACCUGGACACGGUCGACAGGAGCCUGUGUCCCACCCCUCCCUCCCCUCUCAGUGAUUUGGCACUGCAGAGGCUCCGCCCCCCGAGUAGUGCAGCAUGGGCGGAGUUCCUGAAUGCUUCAGCCAAUGGGAGGAUGGAGAGAGAUUUCGCACUGCUGACGCUCACAGACACAGAGCAGCGAGAGCUGUAUGAAGCCGCUCGCAUUAUUCAGAACGCAUUCCGCCGAUACAAGGGGCGGAGACUAAAGGAGCAGCAGGACAUGGCAGCUGCCGUUAUACAGCGCUGUUACCGCAAAUAUAAGCAGCUAACUUGGAUAGCAUUGAAGUACGCGCUAUAUAAGAAGAUGACACAAGCAGCUACACUGAUUCAGAGUAAGUUCCGCAGUUAUUACGAGCAGAAGAAGUUCCAGCAGUCGCGGCGAGCGGCCGUGCUCAUCCAGCAGUACUACCGCAGCUAUAAGGAGUACGAGCGAGUGAAACAGGGACCGUGCUGCCCCGGGACCCUCAACACCAAGAUCAAAGCGACGUUCCUGACGAAAAAACAGGAUCAAGCAGCCCGGAGGAUUAUACGCUUUCUCAGACGUUCCCGACACAGGAUUAAGGAGCUGAAACAGAGUAAAGAGCUGGAGCGGAGAGGACUGACCACCUGACCACACACACUUCCUGUUUCCAGCCCUGUGCAUGUACUGUUAUACUGAUACUGUUCAUCAAGGUCAUGUGGUUCUUCAGUUUCAUCCCAAUCCACAUCUUUAGUUUACAAGCGUGAAUCAAUCAAAAGUCGGUUUUGGGUUUUGCGGUUCAUUUGACGAGAUGCAUGGUGAUGUACAUAUUUUUAUAUUUAAUACAGUGCAAGUUUGUCUCACAGAAAUGCCGUAAAUGAUUCACAUUAAUAAAGUGACGCCGCUUCUCCAGCACAAGACGGGCUCAUACAUGAAGAUCUUCCACUUUACCUGAUAGAUGAGCAAAACACUCCGCGUUAACUCCAUUUACACUUAAUAUAUUCCAAAUAUAUUCACAUAACCUACAUGUGAAAAUGUGUUUGCACAAAAUAUACAGGAAGUGGACUGAGCAAUCACCUGACUCACACACACACACAGAUAGGAAAGAGAGACGGGUUGUUUGUUGUUGCUUGUGUUUACUCCAGUUGUCGCUGCAUCACUUUACUGAAUGUUUCAAGUUUUUAUGUAUUAAUCUUUAUGUAAAUGUAAACAGUAUAUAGUUGCAUAUAUUGUGAUAAAGAGUUCAUCUUGUUAAUAUAAAUGUAUUUAUUGAACUGUUGGAGACAUGUUUUAUAAUGUUUAACUGUUAGUCUUAUAGAGAGUCGCUGGGGUCGUGUUGCUAUCCAAAGUCUUAAAUCAUUUCCAUGGAAACAACAUGUAAACCUGAAAAACUCUUGUAAAGUAAAACUUUAAUUUUCUAGUCCAGUAUUCUAGUAUUAAAUUUAUAGUCCAGCGGUUUGGAUUUAAUCGGGUUCGAUUGAAGAUUUAAAGGAAUGUUCCGGGUUCAGGGCAAGUAUCGUUAGUAUCUGUGAUUCUUGGGUUAUCUCCGCUUGCGGCCUCAAAUCUGGCAUAUAUCAUCCCUCCUGGCCCUCCUGACUCAAAUGUCUUCAAAGAAUUUUAAUUCAUUAAAGUGCUUCAGAGUUACAAGCCAAUAAAUCAUUUGUCCAUGGCUCAUUUUCGCCUUUUGAUCUACAUCAAAAACAAACAUAUUGAGGAGACACACCAAACAGCGCCAUUACUACGCUAACACUCAAUGCUAGGAGGCGCUAACACUCAAUGCUAGGGGGCGCUAACACUCAAUGCUAGGAGGCGCUAACACUCAAUGCUAGGGGCGCUAACCCUCAAUGCUAGGGCACGCUAACACUCAAUGUUAGUUGGCGUUAACACUCAAUGUUAGGGGGCGCUAACACUCAAUGCUAGAGGACGCGCUAACACUCAAUGCUAGGGGGCGCUAACACUCAAUGCUAGGGCGCGCUAACACUCAAUGCAAGGGGGUGCUAACACUCAAUGCUAGGGGGCGCUAACUCUCAAUGCUAGGGCACGCUAACACUCAAUGCAAGUUGACACUAACACUCAAUGCUAGGGGGCGCUAACACUCAAUGCUAGGGCACGCGCUAACACUCAAUGCUAGGGGAUGCGCUAUCACUCAAUGCUAGGGGCGCUAACACUCAAUGCUAGGGGACGCUAACACUCAAUGCUAGGGGACGCUAACACUCAAUGCUAGUUGGUGUUAAUACUCAAUGCUAGUUGGUGCUAACACUCAAUGCUAGUUGGUGCUAACACUCAAUGCUAGGGGGAAAUUAACACUCAAUGCUAGGGGCGCUAACACUCAAUGCUAGGGGGCGCUAACACUCAAUGCUAGGGCACGUUAACACUCAAUGCAAGUUGACGCUAACACUCAAUGUUAGUUGGUGCUAACACUAUAUGCUAGGGGGAUAUUAACACUCAAUGCUAGGGGAGGCUAACACUCAAUGCUAGGAGGCGCUAACACUCAAUGCUAGGGGGCGCUAACUCUCAAUGCUAGGGCACGCUAACACUCAAUGCAAGUUGACGCUAACGCUCAAUGUUAGUUGGCGCUAACACUCAAUGUUAGGGGGCGCUAACACUGAAUGCUAGGGGAUGCGCUAACACUCAAUGCUAGGGCGCGCUAACACUCAAUGCAUGGGGGUGCUAACAUUCAAUGCUAGGGGGCGCUAACACUCAAUGCUAAGGCGCGCUAACUCUCAAUGCUAGGGCACGUUAACACUCAAUGCAAGUUGGCACUAACACUCAAUGCUAGGGGACGCGCUAUCACUCAAUGCUAGGGGACGCUAACACUCAAUGCUAGGGGACGCGCUAUCACUCAAUGCUAGGAGGCGCUAUCACUCAAUGCUAGGGGGGCACCAAGUCCUCCUGGUGGUGUAGUGACUCACCUCAAUCCGGGUGGCAGAGAACGAAUCUCAGUUGCCUCCGCGUCAAUCCGAGCAUCUUAUUGUGACUUGAGCGCGUUACCGUGAUGUAGUGUGCGUGGAGGCUUCAUGCUAUUCUCCGCGGCAUCCACGACAACUCACCACAACUCUACCCUCCCUAGCAACCAGGCCAAUUUGGUUGCUAAGUAGACCUGACUGGAGUCACUCAGCACACCCUGGAUUCAAACUCACGACUCCAGCGGUGAUAGCCAGCGGCGAUACUCGCUGAGAUUUAUUUUGAACUGUUUCUUGCAUUGAUGUUUGGCAUUAGGCACACAUAAUAAUAUUUUGUCCGUUGCGAGCUUCUUCUAUCGUGCAAAAAUGACAAAAAACGACACGUCUUUCUAUUACUGCAUUAUGAUCUCUGUGUCAUCAAAUCCAAUUCAUAAUCAAAGGAAUCAUAUGAGCCGUUCUUAUACUGAAUCACUCCAAAAGAUUGAAUCAGUGACGAAUCAUCUGAAUGAACUCUCUGAAUCAAUCCAACUCAAUGAAGUCUUCAGUCAUGAACUGAGGCACUCUGUGUUCAUUGAACUUGUGAGCCCGGAACAUUUCUAUGUUUAAACUAUAGUGUGACUUUAACAAACCUUUAAGUGUCUUCAUUGAUAUUCAAUACAAACAGGAAGGCAUCAGUUAUUUAAUGGAUAUUUAAUGUGCCUUGAGGUGUCUGUAAAUAAUGUACAGUAUAAAGAGCGGCAGAAUAUAUGAAUGUAUAUAAAGUGUUUCCGGAUAUGCACGGGUAUAUUUACAUGAUAUUGUUUGUGCUUGUUUGCAUGAAUCGCUGUUUGUUUCUGUUCAUAUUUCCCCUCACAGGCCUUUAGUGAUGAUUGGAAAGUGAUCACAUGUUUAUGCACAUGAUUUUUACUGAUAUUUGUUUUUUCAUUAAAGUUCAUAUUC
Molecule: messenger RNA, 7808 nt
Organism: Xyrauchen texanus (razorback sucker)
Lineage: Eukaryota; Metazoa; Chordata; Actinopteri; Cypriniformes; Catostomidae
Product: calmodulin-binding transcription activator 2-like
Exons: 23
Coding region: 112-4617 (1501 amino acids)
Biological process (GO): regulation of transcription by RNA polymerase II
Cellular component (GO): nucleus
Molecular function (GO): double-stranded DNA binding; transcription coregulator activity; protein binding
Source: RefSeq, a predicted model, not a curated record